CAAAUUACAGAGACAAAGAAAGUCUUUGGGUGUAACAAUUAGAGAAGGGUGUGCGGAGGAGCCCCCAGGCUCAGGUCUAUAUAGUCCGGCUUUCACCUGCACCAGCGCCAGGGAGAGGAGGCGAGGAGGUCCGGUCUGACCCGGAGCCCCCAGCGCCCACCGCCCACCGCGGUGGGGGCAGGGCCAACGGGAGGGGCUAUGUGUAGAAGGCGAGGCUGAGUAAUUGAAGUGAUUUACCAAGUUGAGCUAUGGAGAAGCCGGAGUCUCUGGCACCUGUUAGUGGUCUCAGUACGGAAUCCCCUGGCGGGGUUCGUAGGGCAGUACCUGGAGGUGUCAGAGGUAUACAAACAGACACCGGACUACCCUCCGGAGCAGGCUCGUUUCGCGGUCCUGGCUCCCUCCAGCAUUCCGGGAACUCUGUCCGCAGUCCUGGUCCAACCCAGCCCUCUGAAGGAGCAGUGACCCUCAAUUCGGGACCCGGUCCGUAUCUCCGGGAGGUUGCAAACCUUGGGUCCAGCACAUCCCCUAGCACUGGAACUGGUGCAACUAAGGCGUCCACCCCUGGGCCGGAGGAGCCUAAAGUGUACAGCUCGGAGAGUAGUACACACUCCGGGUCAUCUUUCACGGAACGGCCUCGGAGCAUCCUAAAAAACAGCAGCUCCAUUUUGAUAAAGAAACCCUCCAAUUCAGAAAAGAAGUCUCAGCGCUGGGAUGAGAUGAAUAUCUUGGCUACCUACCACCCUGCUGACAAAGACUAUGGCUUUAUGAAGGCGGAUGAGCCCCGAACCCCCUAUCACAGACUGCAGGACAAUGAUGAGGACCCAUCUGCGGAGUCUUCUCUCAAGGUGACUCCCGAAUCAGUGGCAGAGAGGUUUGCCACAAUGGACAAUUUCCUCCCCAAGGUCCUCCAGUAUGGAGACAACAAAAACUCAAAGACUACAGACAACUUUACCAAGACACACUCCACUGAUUUUGACAAGCAUCGAAAGAUACAUUACAGUGAAGGGAAGUACCUGAAGACCCCAAAAAACCUGCCCUCAGCCACUGAGGAGGAGAACACUGGGGCAGGCGCCAGCAUCGGCAGCAGCAACCAAGGUGUGGCGGCGGACCUGAAGUCUAGGCCUGUGGAGAAAGGCUGGGCAGGAAGACUGGCCACAGGAGUCAGAAAAGAUGGGGUCUCAAUGGCUGACAACUAUGUUCUAGACACCAAUGAUUCUGCUACCUAUAAAAACCAGUUCCCCUCAGCCUCAGACUCAACCGUUGGGGAGCUGGCUACUUUACAACGCAAGGAAUACUACAGCAAAGGAAGAUAUCUGAGGUCCUGCUCCCACCCAGAGCUUGGAGAGGAUAUAGAAGAUGAAGAACAGGACAUCAGUGGGUCACAAGUGUCAUCCAACUGUUGGGCUAAGGGGCAGAGGUGCCGAAGUCCAGGGAGCUCAGAAAAGGAACAUGGAAGUAACCAGAACCCUCCGUGCUGGAAUGGACGCAGACGUGAGCCUGGGCCAAGGCAAGGGAGUAACCCGCACUGCUCAGGGAGGCAGCUGGCUGAAGUGGGUAGGUUCUGGAGAUUUGAGGGUUACAUGGAUAAAAAGCUUACCCCUGCUGCAAGAAACCCUAACCUCUUCUUUCUCCAGAUGAAAAUUGCGGCUCCAGUGGACUCAGGAAAAAGAACCUAGACCAUGGAAAAUGUAGUCCCCUGGGGAUGGGGUGAGAGUAACCAUCCCUCCUCUUACCACUUUAAUGGACAAUAAAGAGAACAUCAGGAAUCUGAGUGCUGGGAAUUGGAUGUCCAGACUGGGCCUGCUCUGUGAGACUGGGAAAGUGGGAGCAGUGCCCAUACACAGUAACUGGGGAAGAAGAGCAAGAGAAGAAACAGAGAGCAGCCCACGGAACUGAACUCCUAGGAACAAGAACUUAGGGGCUAAAGCAGUAAGGUUGCAAAACCGAGCACAGUUUGUUCUAUGAAGUGAGAUCCUGGCUCAAAACACAAAACAAAACCUAGGGUUUUAAAAGCUAUUAGUUUAUUCAGUUUACCUGUGGAGGUUGGAGGUCAGAGGAACUUUCCAGAAUAAGUUCUACUAUCGCUUCUCGGCCUUUUGACUAAGAUCAAGUGCAGAGUAAGUUCUACUGUGGCUUCUGGGGUCAAACUCUGGUUGUCAGGCUUGAUGUGUGAUAAACACUUUUACACAGUGAGCCACUUUGCUGCUCCCAAAACCUAGGGUCUCAAAAAGGCCUUGCAGCAGGAUGUCAAUGUCUGAUAGAAUCAAUAUACCAUACAUUUAUUUAUACCAUCUUUGGGGAAGGGGGUUGAGACAGGGUUUCUCUGGAUUGCCCUGGCUGUUCUGGAACUCUCUCUAGACCAGCUGCCCUCAAAUUCAGAGAUCUGCCUGCUGAGUGCUGGGAUAAAAGGCGUGUGCCACCCCUGGCUUUGUUUCAGGGUUUUGUCUCCCAGAUAAGGGAAAUGAAGGGUCAGAGAACUUG
Molecule: messenger RNA, 2481 nt
Organism: Rattus rattus (black rat)
Lineage: Eukaryota; Metazoa; Chordata; Mammalia; Rodentia; Muridae
Exons: 7
Coding region: 249-1676 (475 amino acids)
Biological process (GO): regulation of signal transduction
Molecular function (GO): protein phosphatase inhibitor activity
Source: RefSeq, a predicted model, not a curated record